AUGAUGUUGGAGCUAACGUUUUAUUGUAAUGCAUUUUUAGAUUUACUGCUAGAGCGGCUUAAGUCCGAACUGGAGGAGCUGCGCGGUCCGAUGCCUACAGACGAAAUCGUGACUGAAACCAGAGGGAACGUGAAUAUUUGGAUUCCGAGCGCGUUUCUGACAGGGAGCGGUUCCAACGCCCACCACGUGUACCAGAUUUUCCUGCGGGCGGGGAACGACGAGUGGAAUAUAUACAGAAGAUAUGCUCAAUUCUAUGCCUUGCAUUCUGAUUUAAAAAAACUUGAUCCUACAGUUACCACUUUCGACUUUCCGCCGAAGAAGAGUAUAGGGAAGAAGGAUUCGGCGCUGGUUGAAGAUAGAAGGAAGCGAUUGCAGAUUUAUUUGAGAAGGGUUUUGGCUCACUGGCCCGAGUUGGCGCAUUGCAAUAGUAGAUUUUUGUUAGAACAGCAUCUGGCAUUCUUCAAGGACCAGAAGGAUGUCGAUCCGAAGAAUAAAAGUAUAUUUUCUCCGAGGAGGAAUAGAACUAGCAACGAUAACCAUUACGCAGGGCUUUAAAUAGUUUCAUUUAGUUAAUUAUUAUUUUGAUGAAAUGAUUCGAAUCAUUUUAAUAGUUGCGUAUUUAUUUAAUCACUUAGACUUAGUGAGAUAUGUUGAUAUUUUGCGUUGUACUCGUCUUUUUUGAAAGUUUAUUCAAGGAUGAUGUUGGAGCUAACGUUUUAUUGUAAUGCGUAAGUACAAAGUUUGUAUUUGAGAUGUUUUAUAUUUUCCAAGUGAUGAAAUUAAUAAAAUUCAUUAUAGAAAGA
Messenger RNA from Zophobas morio, 803 nucleotides. Its product is annotated as sorting nexin-29-like. Gene Ontology annotation, molecular function: phosphatidylinositol binding. Lineage: Eukaryota; Metazoa; Arthropoda; Insecta; Coleoptera; Tenebrionidae. The record is from RefSeq and is a predicted model, not a curated record. The transcript is spliced from 4 exons. Bases 1 to 555 code for a protein of 184 amino acids.